CCUUGUUCCCUGCACUGUGCUUCCACAUGCUGCAGAGAGACAGUUGCAGCUAGCCAGCACUGUGUGGCCCCCCUGAAGGACUGAGGGUCAGUUCACAAGGAAGGAGAGGAAUCAGUAAUCAGGAAGGAAGAAAAAUUAAAAUAAUGCACUGGAAAAUAGAGCAGGAUGUUUUUUGCAUUUUUUUUGCCUAUGCUGGCAUUUUGUCAAAGGGGCUAUUACUGGGAAACUGCAGCAGGAAGCUGAGAUGUUGGUGGGGAAAAAAGCUGUAUAUUUCCUAUUUGUCAGUAAACAAAGUCUUAUGAGCUAUCUCACAGCAACAAGAGAGAAACUUGAGGUGAAAUCUGAGCUUUUGGUGCGUUUUCCCAUCAGAUCAACUCAUAUCUCCUCAGCAGCAAAUCCAGCUUUGUCAUCAGCCAGACGGGCUUGCAAUGUGCUGAGUUUUCCUGUUUUCCACUGUAACUGGGCCACAACGCACUCAGCGCUGCCCUGCACAAUGGCAUCUCACCAGCCUCUGCUGGAGGCACAACCAGAAGAAAUAGUGAUACCUGCUACAGAGAAAAAUUGCCUUCCCCAGCUGCUGGGCAGGAGGAGCUGUAAUUACAGCAGCUUGGCCAUUGUUUCACUGUUUUUCCCCACAUUGACUGAAUUUUUCCUCAGAAUGAGUGGUGAGCCCAAGUACUGCGGUAAGGAAUGGGGCUGGGUGCCUGCCUCAGUGCUAGCAGCCCAGCUGUGGAUUGUCACAAGCUCUUGGAAAAUAACACGUGUGAGGAGGCUACCCAUCAUGCUGCUGCUGGCCUCUCCAGGUCAAAUUUCACACCUGAUCCUGUCCAGUGACUGCAAAUCCAGAGAAUUAAAAUCCCUAUUAGCCACACAGACAGCAGUGAAAUCCUGGGGCUUCAUUGCGAUUUGAAGGCUGCAUCAGGGCUGCAGUCAUCAGCACCUUUGUUCUGAGCCCAGCCACAACACUCCCAUGCUACCAACUCCACGGCCUGGAUGCUCCACACUAGACGUGCUUUGAGACCUGCAGUUCUGCCCAGAACAGCGUCUUUUGCAGGUACCAUCACUCACAUAUUUUUCAGAAACCCUGAGAGGAUGCACAGCUCCAACAAAACCAUUGUGGGCUGAGAAGAUAGCACUGGGCUCUCCUCAGGACUGCUUCUGCCAGACAUAGAUGAUCCUAGGUCAUUCUGGAAGGUUCUAGAAGUUUCUGGGCAUGUCCAGAAAUGGUUGGUUCCAGAGGGUUCCAGGCUGUUCCAGAGGAGUUCUGGCCAAGGUUCCAGAGCAUUCCAGAGGUUUUCAACCAGUUCGGGAGGAUUGCAGGCAGUUCCAGAAGGUUCUUGGUGGUCCCACAGCACCUGUGAUGCCUAAGAUAAUGACGUGGAGGAAGAAGGUGCUUUUUAUCUUUUUUUCCUCACUAUCGAAGUUUCUUUUAAUUGGUAUGAAAUUUAACUACUUUUUCGAGGUUAUUAGAUAACGAUUUCCCGUCUUUAACUUGACUCGUCAGCUUUUCCAACUGUUUUUGUGCUAAUUUAGUGUACAGUUCCACGCACACUGCCGAACGGCUUCAGAGCCCGCACUGCGUCUGUUCCCAACUCUGACGGCCCUCCGAGCCGCUAGAGGGCGUGCUAAGCUCUCAUAGUGCUCCGCCGAUGCUAGGGCCCCGCGGUGGGCGGAAGGGGCGUUCCGCGGUGUGCACCGAUGGAGCCGGGCUGCUCGCGCCGCCUGAGACGCAAUAGGGCCCCUCGGCGCUCCUGCGGCCAGAAAGAGUUCGCGCCCGACGGCUCUGCCGAGCAGGCCGAACGUCUGCGGUUGUGCCUGGAGGAGCAGCGGCAGCAGCUGGCUGAGGAGCGCGUGGGACGGCCGGAGAAUCUGGUGAAAGCCGUGUGGAAGCCAGAACACGGCAUUGUGGAGCUGGAGUCCCCUGCGGGGAAGUUCUGGCACACUAUGGGGUUCUCAGAGCAUGGCAAACAGUGUCUGCUGCCUGAGGAGGCUCUGUACUUGCUGGAGUGUGGCUCUCUUCAGCUCUUUAACAAAGAUGCGCCCAUGUCAGUUCAGGAAGCCUAUGAAAUUCUGCUGUCCCAGGGGGCAAUGAACCUGCUACAUUACCAGGUGUUCAGCCACUUGAAGCAGCUGGGCUAUAUUGUACUGAGAUUCAACCCCAGCACUGUCUUGUCUCCCUGCGAGAGGCAACUAAACCUGGAAAGUCAUUGCAAGAGGUGUGGGAAACGCCAACACAAAAGGAGGAGGAGUUCUAGCCCUGGAUCGUGUGAGAAGAAACAAAAGGUAUCUGAGGACCUUCCAAAAGCCGAAGGGACCUGUGAAAAAGGUGGACAUGACUGUGGAGAAUUCAGUUGUGUUCCCUUGGAUGAUAAACCAUUGUCAGAGCAGCUGAAGGAAUUGGAUGCUGGCAAUGGAGAGGAGCAAUCUGUCACAUCAAACUCAGUUCCUCUUGAUACAGGAAAAAAGAAUGUCCCAGGCCCCUCCUGGAGUUUGGGAACUGGAGACCAGAAGGUGAACAGCACUGGCACCCGUGCGCCACACUGGGAUUUUACUACGAUCUUCUUGCCAAAUGUGGCCCCAGAUCAGCCAUGCAUACAUCUGCCCUCACCUGACAACAAGCUUCUGCCAGAAAAUGUGCCAGGGAGGGAGGUUGAUGCAGCAUCUUGGUGCAGACGCAUCAACCAAAAACAGGAGAAGCUGUUAAAGAAGGAAAGGGAGCAGCAGGAAAAGGAAAGCAAGUACAAGAGCAGUAUCAAUUCUGACAGGGAGGUGAGAUGCUGCAUCAAUUGGCAGGAAUACAAAGCUCUUUUGAGACGGAGGAGCCAGCAGAGAGUUUGGAGACGACCACCGCAUCUGUGGGGCCAAGCUGUCACACCACUUCUGCAGCCAGAGGAAGCUACCUCUUUUGCUGCAGUCUGCCAGCAGAUCAGUGUGCUGCAGCCCUCCCACAUACUGGAUGGAGCCUCCCGGCUACAAGAGGACUUAGAGAGUAUCAAGAUAGACUUCAACGUGUAUCAAGCAGAUGCUGUGGCCAAAUUUAAGAAGACAAACCCUGGGAAGCCGUAUGUCAGGAUGUGUGUUCAAAGCUUUGAUGAGCAAGUCCCAUCCCUUCGGGCUUUGAAGCAGGUCACAUGUCAAAGUGGGGACGUCCCAGUGGUCUUUGCUCUGGUGGACCAUGGAGAAAUUGCCUUCUACUCUCUAAAGGAAUUCAAGCUGCCAGUUGAUGCUAAUUACUGAAGACACUAACUUAAAUGGUGUGGGGUGAAGGAAGGAUCUUCACUCAGGAUUUGCUUUCUUGAUUAAUGAAAUAUUACACAAAAUAGAGCCUGUAGUAACCAGAUGUUACUUUGGGUGGUAGCACUGUAUUUGCUGUUAGAGGUUUCACCCAAAUGGAGUUGGCUCAUGCAUGGCAGCAAAAUGCACUGAAAACAAUGGCUUAGCUGAGCAUUUCUGGAUCAGAGUACACACUGCUUUGUUCUUGAAGGUUUUGGUUCUCCAGCUUUCUCAUCUUCUGGACCACUAGUUUGCCUUUCCUGUGUCAUGGCUGAUCUGUGGACUAUUAGAAAGCACUCUGCUGCAAAGCCCUUGUUAUGUUUUAGGAACCACCAUGCUAGGCCAGCUGAGCAAUUGGAGUCACUGACAUCAGCCAAGGGCAGAAAAAGCUGAUCAGAUCGGUGGUGGUGUCCUGAGCCUCUGUCAUUCAGUUGCUCCAACAGAUCAGAAUCUUAUCCAGUAGUUGAAAAUGAAGCAGCCAUAAAGUUCAGCCACUCUGAUAAAAGUUUUCAGGCACUUGAGAGCUGGAAACUUAGUACCUUGCACACUGUCUCAUUACUCAGAGACUGCAGAAGGCCCCAGAACACUGCAGAUGGUGCCCAGCCUCCUCCUGUUGCAAUUGGACUGAGAUGUAUUUUGUCUGUACAGCAUUAUGCCAUAUUAGAGUUAUACCACCAGUAUUGGCAUGCUGGAUCUGUUAGUCUUAGCAUGGCUUCACUGCAGCCCCUGUUUUAACCUGAUGUCCUCUUUUCUGGCUGUGGAUCCUUGUCUGUGUUUAUCAAGUGAGAGAUCCAUGAGUAGAGAAAGAAGGUUAGAAAUACCUUCUGAGCCUUGCAGGCCUGUGGCUGUUGUGCUCCAAACCAAGGACAUUGUUGCUUUCAAGGCCUUAUGUGAGCGUUCCUCCAUCAUAUCCAGGUCCCAUAUUUGCUUUAGCCUCUAUGCAAAAGUACCAGUGUCAGGUGCCAGAAGGUCUGCUUAGCGGGUGCUGAGCCCAGCUGUGUUCAGUAUCUAGGUUCUUUACAAGUGUAAUAGCAGCUGUUUUAGGUGUAUCUUAUGUAAUAAUUUUUUAGUUCCUUUUGGAGGAGGGGAGAAGUUUAAGCAAUAAAGAACCUUUU
Lagopus muta (rock ptarmigan) is the source of this 4388-nucleotide messenger RNA. RefSeq names its product tRNA splicing endonuclease subunit 54 (gene TSEN54). Gene Ontology annotation, cellular component: tRNA-intron endonuclease complex. NCBI's taxonomy places the organism in Eukaryota, Metazoa, Chordata, Aves, Galliformes, Phasianidae. The record is from RefSeq and is a predicted model, not a curated record. The coding region runs from base 1699 to 3237 and encodes 512 amino acids. Gene Ontology annotation, biological process: tRNA-type intron splice site recognition and cleavage. The transcript is spliced from 11 exons.